Molecule: messenger RNA, 13288 nt
Organism: Asterias rubens (European starfish)
Lineage: Eukaryota; Metazoa; Echinodermata; Asteroidea; Forcipulatida; Asteriidae
Product: voltage-dependent P/Q-type calcium channel subunit alpha-1A-like
Exons: 46
Coding region: 980-8764 (2594 amino acids)
Biological process (GO): chemical synaptic transmission; calcium ion import across plasma membrane
Cellular component (GO): voltage-gated calcium channel complex; membrane
Molecular function (GO): high voltage-gated calcium channel activity
Source: RefSeq, a predicted model, not a curated record
CUACAAUAGUACAGCCACAAUCUCUCAGAUGCACUGGACAUCACAGGAUUUUACUCUUGAAUUAUCAAGUGUUUUUUUUUUGGUAAACCUUCUGAAGUUUGAACUUUUGUGAUUGACAUCGAAUAUUUCCAGCCGUCAACUAGCGGGGUUUUUGGCCGUUGAAGGACAUGGAUUGUGCUGUGACCGCUCAUAUGUAACUGGCGACGUGUGGAUACACCGUAAACCAGCUUAAAACAGUCCUUAUCCAUACGAAGAUAAGCUUCUUCUUCUUGUUAUCAUCUCAAUAUACGUACUGCUGUCACGUCAACAUCUAAGAUGGAGUUUGUUAACUAAGCAGUUGUCUACUCAUAGGGCAGGUUGCAAUUCACAAGGAUUACAUUGCAAAUGGAACUGCAGAAAUGUACAUGUUUUACUUCUGAAUUUCUGAAGACUUCUCUAACGUCAAAUUUGAAGGAAGUAACAGAACGUUUAUACGAUACUACUAAGUUGGGAUACACCAACUUAACAGUUGUUGUCUACUCUUAGGACAAUGAUUACAUGUACAUUGCAAAUGGAACUAUACAUACAUGUUUUACUUCUGAAUUUCUGAAGACUUCUCUAACGUCAAACUUGAAGGAAGUAACCGAACGUUUAUACGAUUCUACUGAGUUGAGAUACACAAACUUGACAGUUGUUGUCUACUCCAUCUAACUCUACCUCAAUGUCUACUCAUAGGACAGGUUGAAAUCGUAAUGAUAACGUUUCAAAUGAAACUACAUGUUGUAUCACUUCUGAUGAUGUUGUUGUUUGAAGAUUUCUCAACGUAAAGUUUCAAGGAAGUACCACAACGUUUAGACGACACUGCUGAGUUGAGAUACAAUUGAAUUUCAUGCAUAAAACCUUCAAAGGGAAUCGUCGAUUACCGAGUUGAGAUACAAUUGAAGUUGCUGUGAACCUUUAAGGAAUCCUUGUUACCGAUUGCACCAACUUAAGGUUCAAGAUGGUGUCCGGAAAGAAGGAGCAUGGUGGUAUGAGUGGUUUACUGGGAAGUGUUCUAGCUGCUACAACGGAUAUUAUGUAUGGCACAUACACAGUGGAGGUAGAAACACCACCAACAGCUAAGCCCAAAGUCACAUUUGGUCACAUUGAGUCAAUGGCCGCCCUCUCCUCCGGGCCCACCUCUCCGUUCUCGGAUGCCUUGGACAUAGCUGGCUUCGGCGGGGAUGGGACGUCACCGGCCCAUGGAGGAGGCAAGGGAGGGGGGUCGGGAAAGAAGCUCAAGGGACCAGCAGGAUUUGUUAUGUCUAUGGUCACAAGCAAUAGAUCAUUGUUCAUCUUCAGCGAGCAGAAUUUCAUCCGAAGAUGUGCCAAGUGGUUAACAGAGUGGCUUCCGUUCGAGUACCUUAUCCUUGCCACCAUCAUUGCCAACUGCGUGGUACUUGCGUUAGAGGUCCAUCUUCCACAAGGAGACAAGACACCAAUGGCGUUGGAACUUGAAAAAACAGAGAUCUACUUCCUCGCCAUUUUCUGCCUCGAAGCGACGAUCAAAAUAACCGCAUUAGGUUUAGUACUACAUGAAGGCUCGUAUCUCAGAAACGGCUGGAAUUUAAUGGACUUCGUAGUUGUAGUUACAGGAUUUAUAUCAUUCAUAGGAGGUCUAGCAGAGACUACAGAGGGAAGCAGUUCGGCCCCAGAUCUGCGAACCCUUCGUGCAAUCAGAGUACUUCGACCCCUGAAAUUAGUAUCAGGCAUCCCAAGUUUGCAAGUUGUCCUUAAAGCUAUCCUUAAAGCCAUGGCUCCCCUCCUUCAAAUUGGUCUCCUCAUUUUAUUUGUCAUUAUCAUCUUUGCCAUCACUGGCAUGGAAUUCUUCCAGGGUAAAUUCCACAAUACAUGCUUUAUUGCCGAUGAAAACGGCAAAAGCACAGGUGUAAUGGCAGUCAAAGAAGGAGAGGAACCUCAAGUGUGUGGAAACGGCAGACAGUGUGCUGAAGGAACGGAAGUUUGCGAUGAAUACUGGCUGGGUCCCAACUUUGGAAUUACCAACUUUGACAAUAUGAUAUUUGCUAUGCUAACUGUUUUUCAGUGUAUCACAAUGGAAGGCUGGACCGAUAUUAUGUAUUAUUGUAGUGAUGCAGAAGGACCGUACUUUGUCUGGAUAUACUUUAUACCUCUUAUAAUCUUAGGCUCUUUCUUCAUGUUGAACCUUAUCCUUGGAGUCUUGAGUGGAGAGUUUGCAAAAGAGAGAGAACGGGUAGAAAACAGACGAGAAUUUCUGAAACUUAGACGACAGCAGCAGCUGGAUAAGGAACUUAAUGGUUACUUAGAAUGGAUAUGCAAAGCAGAAGAGGUCAUGCUGAACGAUAACGCCACCUCGGAGGAAGAAAGGGCAACAAUAGAAGCUCGUCGGCGUGCCGCUGCUAUGCAUCAAAGAGAACUGAGUCUUGGGAAUGGGAGAGCCAUCGAUACAAUUGAGGAUAGUUUUGAUCUUGAAGAUAUAGAUAAAGCCAAACUAACCGAUUCCCACAAAUCUAACAAACCAGAGAAAUCCAAGCAGAAACGGAAGCGGUGUUUGUGGCUACGGCAACGAGAGAAGAGAUUACGAUUCACCGUACGUCACAUGGUCAAAACGCAGGCGUUUUAUUGGCUAGUCAUCAUUCUGGUGUUUCUGAACACGGUCUGCGUGGCCAUUGAGCACUACGAGCAACCAGAUUGGCUGGAUGAUUUUCUUACACGUGCGGAGUAUGUUUUCUUGGGUAUCUUCAUCACUGAGAUGGCGAUAAAGAUUUACGGUCUUGGCCCUCAAACCUACUUCAAGUCUGCCUUCAAUAAGUUUGACUGCUUGGUUAUUCUUGCCAGCUUGUUUGAAGUCGUCUACACCAAUUUCCAAGGUGGAUCUUUUGGUCUCAGUGUCCUCCGAGCUUUACGUCUUCUUAGAAUAUUCAAAGUAACAAGAUAUUGGUCCUCGUUAAGAAACCUGGUGGUAUCCCUCCUGAGUAGUAUGCGCUCCAUUGUCAGUUUGCUGUUCCUCCUCUUCCUCUUCAUUCUCAUCUUUGCUCUUCUUGGAAUGCAGCUGUUUGGUGGAAGCUUCAACUACGAUCAUGAAAGCCCGAAGCCUGCCAGCAAUUUUGACAUCUUCCCUAUUGCCCUCAUGACGGUAUUUCAGAUUCUGACUGGUGAAGAUUGGAAUUUAGUGAUGUACUAUGGCAUCAAAUCCCAGGGCGGUGUUCAGAAGGGAAUGCUUAGCUCUCUCUACUUUGUUGUCUUGGUGCUAUUUGGCAACUACACCCUACUCAAUGUCUUCCUUGCCAUCGCUGUGGACAAUCUGGCCAACGCCCAAGAGAUGACCAAGAUGGAUCUAGAAGAUGAAGAAGCUGCAGCGGAGCAACGUGCCUUGGAGGCCGAAGAAUUACGAUCCAAUCGGGGCUCACCUCAACCUGGGGAGGAAGCAAUAGAGGGUAGCACUACCAUUCAUAUGAAUGAUGUGAAUCGGAGGAUGAACGGUGAUCACAGUGUGGAGAAUGGCGACCCAGACGUCCAAGUAACGGAUGCGGACCUUCCAAUUCCCUGGUACCGCCGCUGGUAUACCUAUAUGAAUGUCAACGGUAUUCCAUGGCCAUGUCCUACCAUGGGACCAGUGAGUUGCCCGUGUAUCACGGCCGUCUGUAAUUCUGAUUGCUGGUCGUCCUGUCCGUGCUGCCGCAAAACCAACAAUAAUGAAGAAGAAGAAGGAGAAGAAGAUGAAGAUGGUCCCAAAGAGAUGGUUCCAUUCAGUUCACUCUUCAUCUUCAGUACCACCAACCCGAUUCGACGUUUCUGUCACUACGUGGUCAACCUUCGCUACUUUGAUUUCUUAAUCAUGGUGGUGAUUGCUCUGAGUAGUAUCACACUAGCUAUGGAGAACCCUAUUGAUGACCCAAACAACAAGAGUCAAUACAACGCGGUGUUGGAAUACUUUGACUAUGCCUUUACCACCAUCUUCACCAUUGAGAUGACUCUGAAGAUCUUAGACAUGGGUCUGCUCCUACACAAGGGCUCCUACUGCAGAGACUUGUGGAAUAUUCUUGACUCUGUGGUCGUCGUUUGUGCCCUGGUUGCGUUCGGCGUCAAUCAAGCAUCAGCCGGCAGUACGGAUAAAGGAGCUAGUAAGAAUCUCAAUACCAUCAAAUCCCUCAGAGUCCUUCGAGUACUUCGACCCCUCAAGACCAUCAAGAGGGUACCCAAACUCAAAGCGGUGUUCGACUGUGUUGUGAACUCAGUCAAGAAUGUGACUAACAUCGCCAUCGUGUAUGGUCUAUUCAUGUUCAUCUUCGCUGUGAUUGGAGUCCAGUUAUACAAAGGAAGAUUCUUCUACUGCACUGAUCCCUCUAAACAUAACAGAGAGGAAUGCAAAGGUAACUACUUUGUGUACACUGGAGAUGAGAUUAGAGACACUCAGCCUAGAGAGUGGGAGAAAUAUCCCUUCAACUACGACAACGUCUUUGCAGCGUUACUAACGUUGUUUACAGUGUCUACUGGAGAAGGAUGGCCAGACGUCCUAAAGCACUCCAUCGAUGCGACCACAGAAGGCCAAGGUCCAGCACCUUACAAUAAGAUCCAGAUGGCUUUCUUCUACGUCGUCUACUUCAUCAUCUUUCCAUUCUUCUUCCUCAACAUCUUCGUUGCGUUGAUCAUCAUCACCUUUCAGGAGCAAGGAGAUAAAGACUACCAAGAUGGAGAUAUUGAUAAGAAUCAGAAACAAUGUGUAGAGUUCUGUAUCAACGCUAAACCAACGGAUGGCUUUGUACCGACCAACAAGAACUCCGUCAAGUAUAAAGUCUGGAAGCUGGUCGUGUCUCAGCCAUUUGAGUAUUUAAUCAUGAGCCUCAUUGCUUUGAAUACCAUAGCUCUGAUGAUGAAGCAAUAUAAAGCAUCUGAUGAGUACGUUAAUGUUCUAGCUUACCUCAACAUCGCCUUUACGGUGCUCUUCACUAUUGAAGCUGUUCUUAAGCUCAUUGCUUAUGGGCCAAAGAACUACUUCCGUGCAGCGUGGAACACAUUUGACUUCAUCACUGUGCUAGGAAGCAUUGCCGACGCUAUUAUAACUCAAGUCGGGCCUGAUGAUGGCUUCAUUAAUCUCAGUGUCUUGAGGUUGUUCCGUGCUGCUCGGUUGAUCAAACUACUCCGUCAAGGGUCCUCCAUUCGAAUCCUCCUCUGGACAUUCGUACAAUCAUUCAAGUCGCUGCCUUGGGUUUGUCUUCUAACAUUCAUGCUGUUUUUCAUCUAUGCAAUCAUUGGCAUGCAGAUCUUCGGCAAUAUCAGCAUAGCGGACGACGGCAAAGCCAUUAAUCGUAAUAAUAACUUCAGCAACUUCUUCAUGGGACUUCUACUACUGUUCAGGUGUGCUACCGGAGAGAGUUGGCAGCUAAUAAUGUUGUCAUGUAAUUCUCAUUCUACUUGUGAUGUUGGCAGUCUUGGAGCCAACUACACUGAAGAUGAACUAAAUGGAUGUGGCUCAGAUUUCUCCUACUUCUACUUCGUAUCAUUCAUCUUCCUUUGUUCUUUCCUUAUGUUGAAUCUCUUUGUGGCUGUAAUUAUGGAUAAUUUUGAUUAUCUAACGAGAGACGCUUCUAUCUUGGGAGCUCAUCACCUGGAUGAGUAUGUCCGAGUCUGGGGUGAGAUAGAACCAGUUGGAACUGGACGAUUACAUUACAAAGAGAUGUAUGAAAUGCUAAGAACAAUGGAGCCACCUGUCGGUUUUGGAAGAAACUGUCCUUACAGAAUUGCUUACAAGCGUCUAAUAAGAAUGAACAUGCCGGUCGCUGAAGACAAGACGGUUCAUUUCUCCACCACCCUCAUGGCGCUCAUCCGUACAGCACUGGACAUCAAAAUUGGCAAAGUGGCCGAUCGAGACAGACAUGACAGUGAACUACGGGAUGCUGUCAAGAAUUUCUGGCCGACUCUGAAUGCAGACAAGCUAGAUCUCCUAGUCCCUCCAGACAGCGAGUUGAUUGGGGAGAAGUUAACUGUGGGGAAGAUAUAUGCCGCUCUACUUAUUUAUGAGACGUGGCGAGAAUACAAAGCAAAACUACAGAGGGAUGGUCAUGCGAGAACGUUCAUCCAAGCUGCUCAAAAGCGGCCGUGUCUCUUCAGGCGUCUCGUCGGUGCUGUUAGGCGUGGUAGUGCUGAGAACAUCUUCAAGGAAGUAGCAGAGGAGGAUGAAGAAACUCCUCUAGCUCCCAACGAGCCAAAACCAGAGCCCAAGGCAAUCGAACCACCUCCCGCUAAGACGCGGGAGCGAGACCGUGAACGAGACAAAGACCGAGGCGGAGACAAGGACCGGGAGCGAGAUCAUAUCAGGCCAAGAAUGAUUGCAUCUACGCUUCCCAGGAUUGAUAGCUCCGGCUCGGAAGGAUUGACAGCUGACCAGCAUAGUAGAAGAUCUUCACCACAGAUACACGACAAAUCCCCAGAUAGACACCGUGGUAAAUCCCAUGAUAGACAGUACGACAGAUCUCAGGAUAGACCCCAGGACAAACCCCAGGACAGACACGGUGAGGUACCCAGGGACUCAAGAAGACGGCCAAGGGACCCACUAGACACAUCCAGGGGUAUUGAAAUGGCGGAUAUAAAAUACCAAGAUGCUCAUCCAGAGAUUCCAAGAUCUGGCUCAGGUUCAAUAGAGAAGAAGCAGUCGAUGGAUAGACAUCCAUCGUCCAGUUCCUCUCAUCACAAUAUACCCAGUCUUCAGCCACCUCCAAUUUCCUCUCGGCCUAAAAAUCAAGAUCGCGGCAGGCCUCGACAACGAGAUGGCCUUAAUCCUAACGACCCUUAUCUUAGAGAACGACGACCAAGUCGUGAAAGACCCUCAUACCCUCAAGAAUUUCCUUAUGGUGUCCCACGAGGUCAUAUAAGUAAAAGUAGUUCUAGGAAUAACUUAGAUAGGAAAACCGAACAACCAGCUUCUUCCGUUGAUCCCAAACCUCAAAGAGCCUUGCCACCCCAGCAUCCAUCAGAUUCUUAUAGCUAUGAUAACUUAAGGGAGCUUGAACAUCAAGAUAGUAGACUAAGGCGAAGCAAUCGUGAUGUUAGACCAGAUUCUAGUCGAGAAUCUCUCAGAACACCCUCUAGGCACCCUAGUACAGUCUCAGAAGUUAGAUUUGAAGACGGGGAACCACCCUCAAACAAAAACAGACACUCUUCCAAACAUCUUGAUAACAGUGCGAAUCUUAAAAGGAGGGGGUCCCACUCCCAAGAUCCUGAACGGGCAUCCACCCAUAAAAGGAAAGAGAUUGAGACAAGGCUAGACAAACCAAAUUCACAUCCACGUCCACAUCGGGAUCGGCAUCGGAAAUCAGAUGACCGCUAUCGCGAUAGUCCGAGCGAUUACGCAGACUCCCCAACGAGUCAGAGACAUUCCCCGGUGGACUCCUCCGGUAUGUCCAUCUCCCAAAGCCUACCUUCAUUUGAAAAGAACAAGACAAACAAACGCUACACCUCCCCUAGUAUGCCUGAGUUUAUAACACAAGGUCAGGGAAAUAGAAACCAACCCUAUGCUAGCACCCCUUACGAUACCCAAGACAUCAAUCAGAAUCUCAGAUUAGAUGACAAACGUCAUACUAGAUCUAGAAGUAGUAGUAGACGUAAAGAAGGGGUUUACAUUGAUGAGAAUAGUAAUCCAACCCAUACCGGGGAACCCCAUGGGUCUCAAUCCGGUGGUAGACACAGAACAUCUGACUCGCAUGAUGCAUCACGUAAAGUCAGACUAGAGCAAGAUAUGACAGAGCCCGAUAACUAUCCCCACCCCUCUAAUAGCAAACAACGACGGAAACACAGAGAGGAAUUAGGGCGUGACGAUGUGGAUGACAAUACCCAAUAUGAGGGAGCUGGGAUACCGAGCCAACGGAAGCAGAACGCGAAGGGUACCAGACCCAGACCAGAUGAGGGUGCAUCCCGAAGAGAAAGACUUGACUCGGAGGAGAGCGCGUCCUCAUCCCAACCCCUUCUAGGGUCAGGACGGUCCCCAUCACCAAUACGACGGAGGAUACCGCAGGUAGACCAACCAGACCCCUCUGCACAUCCUUAUUUACCCCAAACGCCCACCCACCGGGUACCUCAUGAGGACCAUCCACCCCGUGGAACCCCAAACGGUAAACGUCAGCCUCGUGAGCAACGCUACGAACCUCGACAUGAUGAGACCUUCAGCCAGGAGAAAUCCAAACCUCGUCGACCGUCCCCAUCUAAGAGAGACAUCGUCGCUGUUUCAACACCGAGUAAGAAAGCACAGAGUGCCGAGCACUUACCAGAGACUGAGUAUAGCCCCGGAAUGGUACGACGUACCCCUGGGCGUCGGCUACCCCCGGUACCAGGUGAGGUUAGACCCUCAAAUCAUCAAACAGGGAGCCUAUCAGGCACCCCAAGGCCACGACCUCGAUCAGCCGGUACCUCUCGCUCUAAAGACUCAAGUCCUGUCCGACAACCUCUCUCACAUCCACGUAGUAAAGAAUCUCGUCAUCCCGAGACUCGUUCCACUCCACCUCCAUUUUCCAUCGACGACCGACCACCACAAUACGAGGCGGUGAUGCGUACUCAAGACCCAGCAGAUCAGGGCGUGGUCGAUCCACGCCUACCCAAUGGAUACCGCCCUGGAUCAUCGGUCUCAAAAGGGCGUGGUCAUGGAACGCAGGCACACAGUCCUCGUCGAGCUCCGCAGGGUGUGUCAAGAGGACAUGGGCGUCGGCACGGCAGGGAAGGAAAUGGAGGAACAAUAGCUGGUUAUUCAGAUACAGAAGAAGACGAAUGGGCAUGAUCCAGGAACACACCAAGAAACAACCUGUUCUUCUUUGUUGGUUUCUUGUUGGAACGUCUUCUUAAAGCAAUGCAAACAUCUACCAUCUUAUAUAUUCAUCCUUCAACUCUUGAAAACCUAUAACCCUUGCUGGAGAAUUCUAAUUCAUUACCUGACAUUAUUCACAAGUGAAGGCUACAUAGUCCUCAGUUCUUCUUGAAUUAUCAAGUUUAUAGACGGUAAUACCUACUGGUAGUGGCACAUCUUCAGUCGAAAGAAAAUACAGAACUGGUUGACUUUUCUACAUUGGACAGAAGUCUGAGAAAAGAUCCCUGUUCAAUUAUGUAACCAGUGCAGAGGGGUAUGUAUCUAAUACAUCAACUUUUUUUGUAAAAUAGCUUCAGUGUUAAAAAUUUACAUUAAAAAAAAGCUGUUUAAACAUUUUUACUCUAAAAUGCAAAGAUUCAGAAGACUAAGGUGUUGUUGUAGAUCCUUUUUUAAGUUUCAAGGAAAAACAAAAUGGGGAAGAAUUGUUUUUAAAGAUCCACGUGUUACCAUGGAGAUUAACACAUUAUCAGGAUUUAAAUCAGAUUGACUUCUUUUUUUGAAUAUUUGCAUUUGAAGAUUUAGGAUUUUUUAUAUAUUUCAAAUACUACAGGACUAUAUGUUACAGAAAUUAUCAAAAACGUCUCCCAAACUAUGGAUUGUCAAACUGAUAAAAAGCUUGCAUUCAAGACAAAACAUUACCCCUUAACACACAAUGGAACAUUCGUACACUGUGUACGAUGAGAGAACCUACCGGUUAUUCCAUUUUGUUGGGGUGCUACUUAUUGAUGCAGUGAUGUCAGACAGUUUUGAUUCCUCCUUCGUCAACAGCUCCAUAUUUUGGGCGACACUUGCCUGAUUUGACGUGUUGGCAAAUUUAACCAGAUUGAGUAAUACAUACUCGUGUACAAACCAAUGCAUUUGACUGGUCACUUAAUAGCCAUGUAUAGCACAUUUUUUAAAGUUAAAUUAAAAAAGUAAAUUGUAAGGAGAGUUAGCUGUUUCUACUGCAUUUAAACCGUUGUGGUUUACUUCUUGGACUGAAAACAUUGGUUCUUUCAUUAUUACCCCAUGCAAACAAAACAAAGACAGUUUCACAUCUAGACUUUCCUGUUUGAAUAGAAAUCUUAAAGGUGUCUUUAAGAAACUAUUGUUACAGUGAUCCACCAACUACAUCUAUCAAUGUUUCCUUUGCAAUGGACCAAUAAGUUCUGUUAUUUAGCCUAUACCAAAUGCUUUCCUUUGUGUGUAAAUACUAAAUGCCAGCAAAUAUGCUAACGGUUCAUGACAAUUGGACAGUUACAUCAAAUAUACAUAAAUAUUUCAUUUUGUUAUUUCAUUGGUGAAUAUUAAUAUUGUACAAAUUAAUAUUUGAAUUAACACUAUAUAUAAAUCUAUAUAUAAACAUAGCAAAAUUUCUAAAAAUGCAUUUUUUUAUUACAACUUAAUUAAUCAAUGUGGGGGACUAUGAGUGUUAGUGUAGUAUUCGAUUGGGCACUGUGUCAUAUUUCAGUGUUACAAUUCCCUGCUAAGCGAAUUCAAUCUCUUUAAUCAUUUGAUUAUUUAGCUUCUUGGUCAUGGAUCAAUAGCAUGGUGUAGCGGUGUAGCUUAGCAUUAAAUCAAUCAUGCUUAGCAGAAUUGGAGCGUGCUACCAGCCAAUCUUUAAGUAAUGUAAGCCUCACUGGUUUCCUGCUUCAAACAUUCUUAGCCCAAAACACAAACACACACAAUCUAUACUUUAUGUAAUUUUAACCUUCUAUCUGUAACACGGAUUCACCAUGUUGUUGACCCCUGACCUUUAGGAAGCUGUAGAAUCUAAUGAAUAUUUAUAAGCUUUAACGGAACAAUAAAUUUAUCUGCAAAUUCUACAUAGCCAAGUUCAAUUAUAAGUAGAGAUAUUUAGCUAGAUGUUACUGUAACUUAAGCAUGAUAAUCUUACAACAUAGGACAGUAGAACUAUGUCUAUAUAUCACCUAAAUUCUAACAGCCAUCUUUCCGGCAAAGGUGUCUUUCUGAUUGGAUCCUUUUUGGAGUCGUUAUAGUAACUAGUACUUUUGACGCGAUGCGUAUUACCAAUUAACGCAUCAGUGUCUGGACCCCAGACUCGUAACCUUAGACUACUUGCAUCUUCUCAUUUCACCCGACCAUGAUGUAAACAAUCCAAGUAAUUUUUAUCAUUGUCUGAAAAUAAUCAUGUGACUUUUGGGUGUCUUUUCAUACCAUAAAUGGGAGUUAACUUUGUUCAAUUUAUUACCAGACUGGUACCCAAUACUCAGUCCAUGUAAACCAUAUAAACGCUAUCCAAGGUAUCUGUCUAAGAAAUUUUCCUAUAAUCGAUGUAUGGCGUGCUUAGUCAGUCUUAAAAUAUUGACAUUCAAUUCUAUUUUAACACAUCCAUAAAUUGCUGUAGAUAUUUCUUGGGAUUUUGUUUUUUGGAAAACAUUUUUAAAUUAUUGCACGCUGUUUUGUUUGAAAUUUACACACAAUUUUUCUAGAAAAGGAUUUUUAGUCUGACAAAUGGACAGUUUUUUGUAGAAUAAUUUUGAGAGAGAAAGAUAAUGGGUUUUACCAUAAUGGGUUGUGAUUGGAGAGUUUAAACUCGUCAAAGUUUCUUUUUCUUCUUGAAUUCAAUUAAUCAAUCAAUCAAUCAUCGAUCAUUCAAGUACUUAAUCAAUCAGUGAGUGAUCAAUAUUAAGUUAACUAGUACUAAUUUCCUAAUAAAAAUUUAUCAUUAGUAGGCACCUUUUGAAUUGGAAUCGCAAAUCAGUAGUCCAAGUUUUAACAAGUUAUAUAUACCAUAGGAUAUAGAAGACAUCUUGUUAACCACAUUCCAGUUUAUUACGUUUGAUUAAGUUUAAUUGUAUUUAUGAAUGGGUGUGCAUGUAUGGUGUGCCAUUUGUGUCAAAAAUGGAUAAAGGGUUAAGUGUACAUAAGGGUAUAGAGGAAAGUCAGAUGGAUUGAGAUGAAUUGCAAUAUGAAAUUGCACUCCAUAGUUUUAGUUGCUGUGAUUCAGUUAUUUUGUUUUUGUACUUAAAGAAAACAUUACUAUGUCUAAAAAAGAACUAUGCAAAAUGCUUUACCAUUUCUAUUAUUAACAUUGUGCUCUGAACAAGUGAAGUUCAGCUUAUUUUUUUUUGUGGUUGUCUUAUGAACAACUUUGCAUAAGUUGGGCUUUUUUUAAUUUAUAUUCUUUUAUGCGAUUUAGAUAUCUUUGAAACAAUAUUUAACUUUUAAGAAUCUGAUAAUCAAACAUUUUCCGACAUAUUGAAAAGAAUUCUCCUUGUGGAAUUUCAAUAAUUAAACAAGGUAUGAUAGGAUUUCACCCAAAUGCAAGUUGAAAAAGAUAUCUAAAUUGCAUUAUUACCAAAUUCAGAUUUUCCAGCAUAUUGCUCUUGUGUUUUUAUUAAUUUUUUCUACUGCUUUCGUUUUGUAUAUUACAAGCCAUAGUCAAUAAUUUUCAUAAAGAUUUGAUUGUGUGAUUAGCGGAUAUUAAUUUUAGAAGUUCACAUUUUUGAUCAAGCUCAAGCUUUUUGGAUUUUUGCUGCAAGUUGUCUAUUUAUGGACGUUGGAGGCGCUGUUUCCUGUGCAAUGACUAUCAACUUCUCCGAAUGUGCCAUUUUUCUUGUGUUUAAACGCUGAUUUUUAUAUAAGUUUGUUUGUUUGUUUGAAAAUAUGUAUAGUCUAUACUAAUUUCCAGAUGUUAUAUUUUAUGUCGUUGAAGUAAUUAUACAAAGUACAUCCAUGUACUAAUUGACAACUAUAAAACAUUUCGGGUUAACUUAAUGUAGCUACUAAGAUUGGAAAGAACUGCCGAAGGAAUUCGAAAGAAUUUGUCAGAGAUUUAUAACAAAUAGUAAUUUAUCUCUUUCUGUUUCAACUAAACCCCAUCAUUUAUUGCCACUUGAAACCCAACAUAUUGGGCAUCCGAGUGUCGACACUUUUGUCGUUUGUUUUUCCUCAUAACAGAUUGUAUCACACCCAUAAUGACGUCAUAUAUAAAUGACAUGAGUACAAACAUAACUACGUCAUCAGACCCCACCCCCUUCAAAAAUGAGAUAAGUAAUAGAUGUUAUUAUACGUGUUAUAUUUGAGCGAACCCGAGAGGUAGUUUUGAUUCUUAGUAGCUACAUGACCUAAACAAGUAAAAUAAACUUAUGUUGUUUGUUGUUGUUCUUAAGAACCGGGGGUAAAGAUACUUUUAAGAAGUAUACUUCUUCAAAACACUUUUUUCCUGACCUCCCAGACAUUACUAUUGACUGGCUGUACACAAUGUAUAUACUAUAUAUAUCAUGUGCUUUCAAAACUUACACUAUCCCAUGGUAGAGUUAUAGAGUAGUUCAUCAUCGUAGACAUCUUUAUAAAAAUGCGACUUUUACGGCGUCCAUCUUCAGCGCUCUCGUCAUCGUUACGUCAUCGUUACGUCAUCAUGAUGUUUGUUUUAUUCACGAUUCUAUUUCGAGUGAAAUAAAAUACCUCUGCACAAGAAGAAUAUGAUUGUAA